AUGACUGUGAUUACAAAUGACAACAGUGAGUUGAUCCCCACAAAGACAGUCACCGGUUGGAGGGUAUGCAUGGAUUACAGAAAGCUUAACAAAGUGACCUGGAAAGACCAUUUUUUGCUACCAUUUCUUGAUCAGAUGUUGGAUAGGCUAGACGGUCGUGCUUAUUAUUGUUUUCUGGAUGGGCAUUCUGGGUAUAACCAGAUCCUUAUUGCACCUAAAGACCAAGAGAAGACCACUUUCACUUGUUCGUACGGCACAUUUGCAUUCUCAAGGAUGUUGUUUGGUCUAUGUAAUGCACCGGCAACUUUUCGGCGAUGCAUGAUGGCAAUAUUCACGGAUAUGGUGGAGGACUUCCUCAAAGUGUUCAUGAAUGAUUUUAGUGAUGUGGGUGACUCCUUUGAAGAAUUCUUGGAUAAUCUUGACAAAGUCUUUUGUGUCCGCGUCCAUAGUUUGGCAGUCCGCGGUGAAUUCCGCGGCCGCGCUCAAUAUUUCGUGGACUGCGGUCAGAUGCUUGAAGUUGUUCUUCAUCAGGUAACAAAAUGCGGACCGCAAGAGAAUUUCGCGGCCGCAUUCAGGUAA
This is a messenger RNA of Nicotiana tabacum (common tobacco), 579 nucleotides long. The record is from RefSeq and is a predicted model, not a curated record. Lineage: Eukaryota; Viridiplantae; Streptophyta; Magnoliopsida; Solanales; Solanaceae.